Messenger RNA from Emiliania huxleyi CCMP1516, 306 nucleotides. RefSeq lists its product as hypothetical. The annotation marks the transcript as partial. The transcript has a single exon. NCBI's taxonomy places the organism in Eukaryota, Haptophyta, Isochrysidales, Noelaerhabdaceae. The record is from RefSeq and is a predicted model, not a curated record.
CCACCGCCUCGCUUCACCACCCUUGGACACCACCCUUGGACACCACCCUUGGACACCACCCUUGGACACCACCCUUGGACACCACCCUUGGACACCACCCUUGGACACCACCCUUGGACACCACCCUUGGACACCACCCUUGGACACCACCCUUGGACACCACCCUUGGACACCACCCUUGGACACCACCCUUGGACACCACCCUUGGACACCACCCUUGGACACCACCCUUGGACACCACCCUUGGACACCACCCUUGGACACCACCCUUGGACACCACCCUUGGACACCACCCUUGGACACCAC